UUUUGGGUGUAUGCGCUAGCCGUUUGCGAUCUUCUCGGAGAAGCUGUUUUCCUGCUUGGUUUCUCCCAGGAAGUUGCAGACACUCGCUGUGGAGAGGCGCCUGUCUCCAACGCAGACUUGCUCGCUCCCGUUUUUUCGCGUUUUUACCGGCAAGGGAGGUCUUGCUUCUCCUUUGUCGUCUUCGUUAGAGCAACAAUUUGUCUUGUUUUCUCUUUUCUCUCAUUCUUUGGCCUUUUUGGCGGAUCCAAGGUGUGGAGGAUCUCAUCUUCCCAGGCGCUACUCGCGAUCGAACGUUGGGUGUCUGUCUUAUACACCCGGGAAGGAGGUGACCUGGGGACUCGCGAAGGCGCUUUUUUACUCGCAAAUGGCAUAGCUGGAGGACACAAAGCACACCUUCGUUUUUCUCGUUUUCUGCUGUUUCCGUCCCAAAAUUCGGCUUCCUUGACAGGAGCCCUUUCGCGUCUCUCCGUUCCUCCUCCUCCUCCGCGCCGAGUCUGCCGAAACCGCCGCUUUCCACUCCCGCGGCGCGUUUCCCGCUGUCUGGUUGGCUGUUUCCAGCCUUUCAAUCUCUGCCUCGUUCGCCACUCUCUUUCCUCCCCCUCAGCAUCGCUUUCCUCUGCUGCUUCGCCGCGCUCGGUUGGCACUGCACCUUGCAGAGUCGAGUUUAUCGAUCUUCCGCGGCGCCCUCUGUCUCACCUGGUGGGAGGAGAGAAGAGGACAGUGAGGGGCAGCAAGAGAUGCCGCGGGAAGGAGCGACGGAAAGUGAACUGAAGCAGAGGAAGGGGGAGGGGGAGAAGCCGCAGAAGCAGAGGCGAGAGAGAAGGAGACAGAGAGCUGGAGGAAGGAAAGCGCGGAAGCACAUUUCACCCAUCUUUGAGGAAGUCUGCUGCUAUGGCAGCCGUAGAGAGUAGCGAUCUGCAAACAGUAAAAGGUCCCGGAGAAGAGGAAGGGCAGACGGAAGACAGAGAGCGAGGAAAAGAGGAAGGAAAGGUGAGCCCAAAUCAAGGACGAGAUGCCAGAGAAGACGCAGAUGAAACUGUCUCAAGUGCUCCUCGAGAGCAAGACGGGGAAGUGGAGGCCGCCCAGAGCAAGACAGAAGAGCGGAAGAUUUUAGGCGACGUGCGAGAAAACAGGAAAUGUCGAGAGGCUGUGGAUGAGUGGCCAGGCCGUCAAGAAUUUGGAGACGACGUCGAAGACGCAGAGAAAGAAAAUGGCGGGGCAAAGGGCAAACGACAGGAUGGGCCGACAAGAAGAAACAUGCAAGCUGGCAAUUCAGAAAAUUCUCAGGACGCCGCUGUCGCCAUCGCUGCUGUAACCUCUCCCAUCUUGGGGUCGGGACCUCCGGGAUCGGGUGUAUGUACACCCCAGAUACAGGUGGGAGAAGGUACGGAAUGCAAAGACGGCGAAGCUUUCCGAGAUGGUCAGAGAAGGGCAGAAGCAGAAGCUCCCACAGCCGAAGCUGGGGCGGCUGGAAGCACUGGUCUUUCUGGUGUACAUACAGGAGACAAGGUGGCUGUCCACGAAGACAUGAGGGACCUGCGACAACAUCCUCGCGCGUUUCUCUCGGGUGUAUCGACGCCGGUCGAACGAGGCGAAAGACAGGCAGCAGACGCGGGAGGGAUUUUUGAAACGCGCGGGGAAGCGUCCGUGCGGAAGGUUUCUUCUCAAGUUUCCUCACUUGCUUCCGCGGAUGCCGCCUGUCUUCUGUCCUCGUCUUCGUCUCCUUCCGCGACUUCGUUGCCCGGUCUUUUCUCUCCAGAGUCUUGUGCCGCUCCGCCGGACAGCGCAUCGGGAGAAGAUGUGUCUCAGGUGGUCGAGCGUCUACGUCGAGAGAAGGCGGAGGCGACGGAGAUCUUUGCGGAGACGGUCUCCCGGUACGACGAGGAAAUUCGUUUUCUUCGAGCUCAGCUCGCAGCGUGUGGUACAACGAAGGCAGAGUCUUCCUUUCCUCGACAGCGUUCGGUUUCUUCCUUCUCGUUUGUCUUCUCGCCCUUCUACUCGUCUACCUUGUCGUCGGUUCGCGAGCGCGGGGAUAAAGUUCAAGAAAGCUCCUUUCACCCUGGCCACCCCUCUCACUUCAGACGAGGCCAGGAGAAGAGCACUUCUCUCUCUUCGCCGCCCUCUUCGUGUGCACUUCCAAGCGUCUCUGCGGGUUCCUUCUCCUCUCUCGAGGAGACAAGCGUCUCUUCCUUCUCCUCCUCGACCCCAGCCUCAGCUCGAGCCCAGGCACUUGCGGACAACAGAGCGUUUCUCUCAACCGAAAGAGGCAAAGACUGUCGGGGCAGCUUCUCAAGGCUGUCAGACGUUUUGCCGGAGAAGCCAGUGUUGUCUCCGAUGUACCAGGGCGCGGCGGUGAAGAGCGAGGGGAAGGAGGCGGGGGGAACAGGCGGAUUGGCCCCCGCAGUGCAUGCGUCGUCAGGAAAUACAGAAAAAAACAGAUUUUUCCCUUCCUCCAUCCGCACGAGUGGAAGCAAAAGCGGCAUCGCUGCGUUCGCCAAGUCCCCGCGACAGGGCCAACAAAACGUAGUGUCUGGAGCCUCAGCUUGGCGCGAGGAAGGCGCUGCGGUGGCUGCGCUCAGGUGUACAGACACCACAGGGGUUCGGGGUCCGGAGGAGGGAGGGAGCGCUGGCGCAGUCGGAGGCGCGUCAGCCUCUUCGUUGGACCGGCAAGGUGACCGAGAAGGAGCUGCGCUUCGGCUCGAGGCCUCGGAGUGUGCAGAGACAGCACAGAGCAAGCGGGGGAAGUCUUCCGGAGAGGGGAGUCGCGGGAAGGAGGACUCGAGCCCAAAGGCGUCUCUCCAGCGCGUCGCGAGUCGCAUCGCCGCCACGAGUGUCGCGAAGAAAUUGUACGGCAUGGGGCGCCUCGCGUCUCUGCACAGUUCGCAUGCAGCAGACCUCAGCAAGACUCCUGCGCCGUCUCCAUUCUCUUUCUUCCCUGGCAGCUUCGGCCUCGGAGCCGAGAAGGAAGACUCUCCUUUCCGCGUCGGGAGCGCGAACUCGUGCACGCCUCUGUUCGCCUUGCGCUCGGGGGGAAAGCCCUUUCCAGACACCACGGGAGGGGAGCGGGGGACAGCUCUGUCGACAGCUGCGGGCGUCGAAGGGUCGCCGGCUGCCGGAACAGUUGCCGACGGCUGUCUCGCGUCGUCUUCGGAGUCUCUGGAGGCUGCGGAGGCAGUUGGGGGACGAGACGGGUCGGAGACCGAGGUCGCUGAGGAGGGAAAGAAAGAUAGGAGAGUGUCUCUUGGCGCAGGCCUCGCGCGCUUCGCCAGCUGCUCUGUCGCCGCUCUCUCAGAUCCGCAGCUGGGCCGGAGCGAGAGCGCGAGUCUCUCCUCCGCCCAGACUGGAGAAAAAGCCGAGAGUGGAUCCAGUGGCGUCGUGCGUUCGUGGCGAGCUCUUUUGUUUCGGGACAAAUCGUCACAUGCUUCGUCUUCCUCGUCUUCUUUGAGUAAGGGCGGGUGUCGAGGGUUCGGCGGCGGAUUCAGUUUCAAGGGGCGCGAGAAGCGCGAGGACGCGGCCUUUUUCUCUGCGCGGGAGAGUGGACAUCUGUCUGCGCCCAGCAGUCUCCGCCUGCGGCGCGGCGGGAGAGAGCUUCGCGGCGGCGCGCGGCGGCCCGAGGCGGACGCGAGUGUGCUGCAUGCAGCGACUUGGAUCGACGAAAUUCUCCCGGACUGGGACGCCCAGCGACACUCGCCGCUGUUCAAGCAGCUGCUCCACGCAGGCGUUCCGGCAGAGGUUCGCGGGGAAGUCUGGAAGAAAGCCGUAGGCGACCAACUGUGCAUCACGCCGCGACUCUACGAACUGCUUCUCAGUCGCGUUCAACACGUUCGCAGCUACCUGCUGCGUACCAGCAGCCGGUACAGAGACCGAAUCGCAGAAACGAUGCGGACGGACGACGAUGGUGACGCGGAAGAGAGGAGUGCAGCGGGAGAGAAGGAGCAGGACGUGGAGAAGGCGGAGGGAGAGAAGGAAGAGGAGAAGAAAGCGAAGCCAGAGAGUGUCCAGGGACAGCUGGAGGCAGAUCUGCACAGUCGCCAGGGGUGCUGCGCUUGUUGUCGGCACCAGCGCAAACCGCGACUUCACGAGAAAGGAGGAGCCGAGUCGCCUCGGAGGUUGCCUACGCGAACAGACGGAGACACCUCCCUGUCUCCCGAGGAGGCAUUCAGCGGAACGUCGAAUUCCGUACCUUUCUCCGCAUCUGGCGAGAAACGCUCAAGGGGGUUUGUCUCCCCGCGCUGCUGUUGCUGUUGCAUAUCGUGCGGAAGCUGCGAACAUGCGCCUUCUCGUCCAGCCUCCCCGUCGUCGGCCUCUGGCGCCUCCUUCGCGUCUUGUCCCUGCGGUUUCUUCAACUGGGAACCGGACGUCUUCUCUGCUUUUCAAACGAUCGCCAUGGACCUCCACCGUACGCUGCCUCGCCUCGGUGCGUGCAAGGCGCGCGCGUCGCGGCCCCCGCGCGAGGCGAAGAAGCGCGAGGAAAGACGCGUCGACGCAGGCGACAAAGAAAGUCGCGAGCGAGCGGCAGACGCCGCGCCCACGCAGACAGAGAGCGGAGAACGCACAGAGCAAGCAGAGAAGGUCGAAGAGCCGGCCGCCGAGGGAGAGGGGGAGAAAGCGGAGAGCGAGGAGCGGGCAAAGACGAGUGUGAGGGACGCCGAGGUCGACGAGAAAAGGAUGCGCGGCGCCCGAGUCGCUCGUGAUGAAGAAGAAGAAGAAGGGAAAGACAGAAGGGAAGUUGCUGCCGAAGGUCACGAGAUGUGGUUUGCAGGUGAAGAGGAAAAUGAAGUCGGUGAGAUGAAAGAGAGAAAGGCGACAGUCUGGAACGCAAAGGACCGCGUGUCAAGAGGCGACAGCCAAGAGCCUGGCAAAAGAUCCACCGACACCCUACGCAGAGACUCAUCUCCCUCAACACCCAAGUCCGACGGAGACUGUAAUGUACCAUCUUCUUCUGCCUCGUCGUAUUCUUCUUCUCGGUCGAGGUCGAAGUCGCGAGAGCGGGUCGACAAGCAGGCGGUGCAGCCUCUGCCGUUCGGUGUUCCUGCGAGUCACAUGAUGUACGAGUAUCUGCGCUGUGUGUUGGAAGCGUACGCAGUUUUCCGUCCUGACGUCGGCUACGUUCAGGGUAUGGCGUAUCUCGCAGGCGCGUUUCUGCUGUACAUGGACGAAUACUCGGCCUUCGUCUGUCUCAGCAACCUCCUGCUGCGGAAGUCUCUCCACGCGUUUUACACUUUUGACAUGGCCGUCGUCGGCCUGUAUUUCCGAACGUUCGAUGCACUUCUCGUCCAGAAACUUCCUCAAAUCGCGGCUCACUUCGAGGCUUGCGGAGUCCGCAGCGAUGUGUUCCUCAUCGAGUGGAUGUACACCCUGUUCACGAGGUGUUUGCCCUUCGAGCUCGUCAGUCGCGUUUGGGAUUUUUUUCUCGUCGAGGGCGACAUUGUUCUUUUCCAGGCUUCGCUUGCAAUUCUCUCUUACUUCCACGACGAACUGCUCGGAGGCAGCAUGGAUGAGUGCAUGGCAGUUCUCUCCUCAUCGACGACUACGCACUUUCAAGCAAUGGAGCUCGACCGCUUCUUCGCUUGUUUCCAUGCCCUCGCUCUAACGCAAGAACACCUUCAGGCGACCAUGCAGACUGUUGCAGCCGCGCUCUCCCGCCAGCGCCACCAAAAACAAUCUUCUCGAGUUGCUCCCUUGCCUUCAAAGUCUUCUUUCAACUCUUCUCACCUCUCGUCUCCCAAUUCAACUGACGCCUCUUCUUGUCUCUCUUCUUCCUCGUCGUCUUGUGCCUCUUCUUCCUCGUCGUCUUGUGCCUCUUCUUCCUCGUCGUCUUGUCUCUCUUCUUCGUCUCUCUCUUCCACUGGAGUAUCAGGUGCUGGGGGCCUUGCAUGCAUGGCCUUUUCGCCAGCUGAGGAGUCGGAAAUUCAACCGAGAAAGGACGCGAGGGAAGGAAGCGAUGGAAGCGAAGCCGACGCGGGAGAAGAGCGCAAGAUGGAGAGAGAAAACGGAGAGAUCGAGGUACAGUAGAACAAAAAGAAACAGAGUCGGGGAGGAGAGCCAGAGAUGGAAAUGGGAUCUCCGCGCAGAAGAGAAAGCAAGACUGAAGAGGGUGUCCACGAGAGUUGAAAGCGAGAACGAACGAGAGACUGAACGGAGGACGAAAACAGGAGAGCCUCACGUCUCACACAGAACCGCAUUCGCUGCGUAACAACGACGCGAGGAAGUGAACAACCGGCGCUAAGCUGCCUGAGGGCAGCGUAGACAGCAGACUGGCUUUUUUCAAGUUUCGAAGUGCAUGCACUGGCAAAAAGAGACCCAUAGAGUGUCUGGCGUUCUGCUUUAUCCUUCUCGAGAACGUCCGAUGCCCGAGGUUGUUCAGCGCUGGUGUUGUCCGUAGACUUCGGUGACGUCAACUCUCCCUGAAGGACGGGAGACCUGCGAAAUCUGGUAGAGUUCAUUUUUCUUCAUCUGUCCUUCGUCUCCCGCUUUCACGGUUUCUGUGUUCAUUUUUCUGCGUCAGUCCUUCCUACCUAUUCGCCAAAAUCUCGAAGCGAGGUGUGAAGACAGAUUCUACAGGGUGGACAGACUCGGCGUUCCGUUUGGGGGGAUUGAAGGGAACGAAGGAAUAAAGUCGAGACGCGGGGGAGUCCUCGGAGAUUCAGUGUGCCGUUUUUCUCGUUUUUUCAUUAUCUCCACAGUCGCGUGUUUUUGUUCUAAAAGCCGGGCCAACUCAUGGGACUUUGCAGCUGCUGCCGCUGCGACAGCUCGUCUCACAAUUCGCUUUCCAGGUGUCUGCGGUUGAAGUCUCACGAAAAGAGUGCUCCCUCUGCCUCCGUACACGUAGCAGAGAAGAGGCUCGGGUGUCUCCACAUGGAGUCACGGUAGAAACAAGUCAACCGUCUUUACCUCACUGUAUUCGCCAGUGCUUCGCGAUGUUCACAUCUGCAUCUAAGUAACGCCAUCUGCGGAGACCAGGCUGCCUGAUUCUAUCUCUGUCGAUCUAUGCCCUAUCUCUAUAUUUUUCUCUCAUCUGCGGGGGGGCAUCUGGAGGACCUUAUACAAAUAAUAUGUAGAAAUAAAAAAUAUAUAUAUACUUAUAUCUAUACAGAGAGAGAUAGGUUGGUAUCUGUGCGGUGCCUAAGUCGACGUUUACAGACGAGUCUUUCUCCGUCUGUAGCUACAUCUGUUUCCGUUUAUCUUUCUGUGUCAGUUUAUAGUGUCGACAGAGAGCUGCAUGUCUGUUUCCGGGGAAGAAGGGCAAAGAAUGCUGAGAGGUUUUUUCGGAUGGAUUUUCUUGAGCGUGUCUGACACUCAUUUCAAGUGACAUCACCGGCCAAGUUGCCGUUUUCACUUGUCCCUCAGGAAGGAAAGAAGUUCUUUUUCAGCAGCAAGCACUUUUCUGUUUUCUCAUCGUGCUGUACACUGUGCCUGGGGAGACCUGAGAGCGUGGACCAGCGUGAAGCCCUUUCCUUUUUAUUUCGUGAAGAAAGUCGUUUUUCACUGUGUUUUGUGAGAACGCAAGCGGCUGAGGUCGCAGCGGG
Toxoplasma gondii ME49 is the source of this 7529-nucleotide messenger RNA. Its product is annotated as TBC domain-containing protein. The coding region runs from base 892 to 6015 and encodes 1707 amino acids. The record is from RefSeq and is a predicted model, not a curated record. Lineage: Eukaryota; Apicomplexa; Conoidasida; Eucoccidiorida; Sarcocystidae. The transcript is spliced from 5 exons.